This is a messenger RNA of Fomitiporia mediterranea MF3/22, 1821 nucleotides long. RefSeq lists its product as uncharacterized. The coding region runs from base 1 to 1821 and encodes 606 amino acids. The record is from RefSeq and is a predicted model, not a curated record. NCBI's taxonomy places the organism in Eukaryota, Fungi, Basidiomycota, Agaricomycetes, Hymenochaetales, Hymenochaetaceae. The transcript has 7 exons. Gene Ontology annotation, molecular function: protein binding.
AUGGCCUCUCCAGCGCCCCAGGACGACCUUACCCCGGCCGUGUUCGACGCGGUGCAGCAGAUGAACACGGCUCAAAAGGCAGCAUUGCUGCUCAACACCUCACUCGCAAUGAUUGAGGCCGGACAAUAUGGGGAAAAAGUUGAGCGUUAUCUCGACGUGUUUCUUCGGACACCUUGCAUCUCGGAUGAGGAUAUCAGUCGAGCACAACUCGCCAGGGGUAAUGCACGACGAUUAGCUGCUGAGCGCUUGUUCGCGCAAGCGUACCAAGACUUCCAGGCCGUGGCUAGUCUCGAUCCGUCGAAUCGUGAGGCGCGGGCGCAGCUUCGCAAGGAUAAACUUAUCCACUUCAUGACUGAGCCAGCGUGUCAAAGAGCUCCACUUGAGAUAUGGGAUCGUGUCGCACGACUUAUCCCUCGAUAUCAUUUACGGACUUGGCUUUUCCUGUCUUCUUCUCAUCGUGAAAUAGCACAAAGGCAUAUAUUCCGGACCCUAGAUCUUUUCUUCGGAGAUGACCAGAUGGACAAUGUUAACAAAGGGCUGGAUCUAUUUCAAAGGGUGAAGAAAGACCCGGCGUUCGCAAGGAAAAUCAAGACUCUCAGGAUACAUUGGGCGUAUGAAGAGGGUGAUAUUCUGGACCUUAUGCUUAGGUUGUUCCGUGAAGCACUCCCUUUCUUUACAGCCUUGAAUGAAUUCGAAUGGAUCGGAUACCCCGAACUUCGCGACGCAGACGUACAGGCUGUAUUAGAAAGUCACCCAAACCUUGAGAGUCUAGGGCUAAUUGGAUGGCAUUUUGAUGCUGAAGGGGUAUCCGCCUUCCGCAACCUCCGCAAAUUCACGCUCCGAGCCGAGGAUGACGAUGGUUGGGCCGACAUGGGCGAAGUACGGAACGUUCUAGACAACAACGAAUCCAGCCUGCGACAUCUUUGCCUCGGCGCAUACCUCAAACGCGAACAUAGCUGGGAUCGUGCAUUCGAGUCUGUCUCGAUCCGGAACCUCACGCAUCUCGACCUCGUUGACACACGUAUUUCACAUAUCGUCCUCUCACGAAUCGCACACGCACAUAACUUGCAGAGUCUCACACUGCAUGGGACAUUUGAAGAACCAGCCUCUGCGAGCGUCGUAUUCGGAAGCGACCAUGUUAUUGCCGGAGAACACACGUUCUUGCCCCAUCUUGAAGCGUUCCGAUUUGUGCUUGUCGGACACGAUGAUGAUCGUGAUCUGUUCAAGAAUGUGACGCGAUUCUUGAGGCAGAGACCAAAGCUCAAACGCUUAGAUUUGGGAAGUUGCCCAUGGGAUCUCGUACAAGGCCUCCUUCCAGGCCUUGGGAAUCUACAGGUUUUAAGAGUCAGGAUCUCGAACUUGAAUGACGUGGCUAUCAUGAAGCUAGUCAGUUCAAUCCCAAAACAUAUUGUCGCUCUUCAUCUUUCAACCGUGGUUUCGGACAGACCAAUAGAGGGUUAUGUACAUGUCUUCUCGAGAUUCCCCUCACUAGGAAUGCUCCAUCUACACAAUUCACGGCGACGAAGACCACAAAUUUCAGUAAUGUCAGAAAAGGAAUUCCAAGUACAGACCGAUUUAUGGUUCGAUAGCGUACGUUGUAUCGCUGCUGAGGUGCCCUCGCUCGACUUUAUUGGUUGGCACGGCGAGCACUUCGUCAUCGUCCGCGGGAAGAGUGGUAUCGACCUUAAGGAACUUCCCGCACGCCGACGACUGGACUGUGGGACUGGCGUCGACCUCGGGAGUGACGAUGCGGCUUGGAUGGAGCGAAAAGACGUGCCAAUCGAUUACGAGAUGUCGGGCCUGGAACAUCCAGACAGAUAA